Amoebophrya sp. A25 is the source of this 961-nucleotide messenger RNA. The record is from the annotation of a GenBank genome assembly. NCBI's taxonomy places the organism in Eukaryota, Dinophyceae, Syndiniales, Amoebophryaceae.
AUGAACAGGGGUAGGAUUAGUGGUCCCACUUCAUCCAGGAGGUCAUCAAGGACAUCUCCAGAAGCGGCUGGAGAGGACCACCAGUCGUCCGACAAUAGUUAUACUUUUCCAGGACGUAGUACUUCUCCAGGCAAUACACAUACAAGAACAUCGACGUCUAGUACAACAUCUGCGACUACUCGCAAGACGUGGUCCACAGUUCCUCAUACAUCUGAUAUUAUGGCUACAAGAAAUUCAUCUCAAGAUGCAUCUUUUUGAGGCCCUUUUCAAGGGAAAAACGUCUCAAAGAUGCCACCUUUCAGGAUGAAAAAUAAUAGUAGAGUUAAGGUCUAAUUCUGAAGAUCAUAGAUCCUGGCAGACAGAAGUAGAGACCUCGACGGGAACAACCUUUGGGCCUAGUGGCAGCGGAGGAGGCACUAGCAGGACUCAACAGGUUGACAUCGUGGCAAACCUCGCCUUGCGAGAGUAUUUGCAAGACUUGACAGGAGGAGACGAAGGAGUGAAUGUAAUAGAGAACUUGCAAUUCGCACGUCCGGGAGAUAUUCUGGAAGAGGAAAACGGAGAUAUUCUGGAAGAUGAGAAUUUUGAUAGGCGACCUCACGAAGAUCAUGAUGAACAGUUAAGCUUAAGGCUGAAAAUAUUUCAUUUCUAAAAGUCAUUUUUUAUUUGGUUUCCUUCGUACUAGGAAGCUAUAAGAGAGUGUGAGACUCACACCAAGAAAAUGAUAUAUAAGUGCUUUGGGCUCAUCUAAAACAGGAUCUCGCCGCAGGGGAUGAGGAGGACGAGGUAGCUGUAUUACUACGACAGGGAGCUGAAGAGGACGUAGUUACCGCUGGUUCGUCCAACUUCAAAGAGGAAGAGGAAGAUGGGACAACUAUCAACUUCAUUGACGUAUCUGCAGCCCAAAACGCAAUACGGAACCUCGGAUUGUCAACCUUCGGUGCUGACGAGAACGAGCCGU